Molecule: messenger RNA, 780 nt
Organism: Nezara viridula (southern green stink bug)
Lineage: Eukaryota; Metazoa; Arthropoda; Insecta; Hemiptera; Pentatomidae
Source: the annotation of a GenBank genome assembly
AUGGAAACCACAAAAUCUUUGAACAGAGAUGAAAUCAACAGGAAUUGUGAAAGAACACUGACUUUGCUAAGAUCAAAUAAACCAGAUGCAGCUGAUUUAAUGCUAAAUAUGCUAAAUGACAGUAUUUUAAAGAGAUAUGGAGACGGUAGGCAAGUCAUUGAUAUUUCUAAGUUCACCAAGUUGAACUCAGAUGAUAGCAAAGUACCAAACAAAAAGGCCAAACUAAAAAAAAUUAAAAAAGAAAAAAAUCAAAAGAUAAGUAAGAAUGAAACAAAGUUAAAUGAAAUGUCUAACGAUGUCACACAUCAGAAGAUAAGACAUGUUUCAAAUGAAUUUAACAGUAAAAUGUCAAAACAUAAUAAAUCUAAAACUAAAAUAAUGAAAAAUGAAAACAAUAUAAAAUUAAAAAACAAUUUUUUUGAAAAAGACAAUACUCCUUCAGACGAAGUUGGAGAAAUAACAAACAAUACUUCACAAACAUUGACAACAAACAGAAAUUUAAACAUCAAAACAAAAUCCAAUAUAAUUUCUAAACAUAAUGAAAACAGUGAAAAUUCAAUUGGGAUCCAAGAAAGUAAAAUUAAUGACAUACAAAAUACAGAAAAAUCACAAUCAAAGGGGGAAAAUGAAUCAUUUGGUAUAUCAUCAACUGUUAAAAGGCUACAAUUGCAACAUAGAUCUACAUCAAAAGUAAAAAAUCAUAAGAAACCUCCUUUGCAUGAACUAUCUUCCAGACAGAGAAUUCAGGCAGUUCUUGAGAAAAGAAUAAAUAAUAAAUGA